GGCGGCCUCCCCAUCAUGGGUUGGAACUGCCUGAGCUAUUUAGGGGAUUGUUCCACCGUCCUCCCCCUCUACUCCAAACGCUACGUCCUCUUCGUCACCACCAUCUUCACCCUCAUCCUCGUCGCCAUCGUCGGCCUCUACGGGCGCAUCUACUGCAUCGUCCGCUCCAGCCACGCCGAAAUUGCCACCGCCCAGAACUUGGCCGCCCAGACCUUGGCUUUGCUCAAGACGGUCACCAUCGUUUUGGGAGCCUUCAUCCUCUGCUGGUCGCCCGCCUUCAUCAUCCUCCUGAUGGACGCUUCGUGCCCGGUGAGGAAGUGUCGGGUGCUUUACAAAGCCAACUUUCACCCCAUCAUCUACGCCCUGAGGAGCAAGGACAUGCGCCGGGAGUUCCUCAGGGUGCUCUGCUGCUGCGGGGGGGGGCGUGGGGAGAGACCCCCCGGGCGUUGCGGGGUCCCCCUCCGCACCUCCAGCUCCUUGGAACGCUGCACCCCCAAAUACGAGCUGCCCACGUCGCCCGUCACCCGAGAGUGCACCACUUCUGUGUAA
This is a messenger RNA of Merops nubicus (carmine bee-eater), 549 nucleotides long. RefSeq names its product sphingosine 1-phosphate receptor 2-like. The record is from RefSeq and is a predicted model, not a curated record. Gene Ontology annotation, molecular function: sphingosine-1-phosphate receptor activity. Gene Ontology annotation, biological process: sphingosine-1-phosphate receptor signaling pathway. NCBI's taxonomy places the organism in Eukaryota, Metazoa, Chordata, Aves, Coraciiformes, Meropidae. Gene Ontology annotation, cellular component: membrane.